AGUACAUACCGAGUUAUCUAUGUGGGUUUCGGGCUGCGCGUCUGUGUCAAUAAUGGUAUAAGAUUCUGGUUAAGGCCAUGCCCGAUUACAAUUCCUACUACUAUAAGACAUGAGAUUCCUAUAAAUGCAAAAGACAGGCGAACAUUCGCCUCUGUACGUGCGCCGUGAUCUCUGGCGAUGACAACAAAAAGUUUUCAUUCAGUAAACGCAUUCUGCUGACAAUUGAAACCACAGACACGUAGGCGAGUGUGGAACGGAUCGCAGUGUUGGUGCCCGCACUCUCACUCAUACCAAUACAAAUACCCAUGGCCAUGUCCACUCAUUACAAUUUGGCCAAAAUCGUAUUAACUUGGCCAGCCGGCCUUCAGUUUCUCCAACGUUUUCAGCCCAAGCGCUCCAUGAAGCGCUGAAAGAAAUUUUUGUUUUUAAUCAUUGGAAAUAUAUCAAGGCGGAACUUAAAAGGGAAUCAGUUUUACUAAGGAUACGAUGCAUUAUUUGUAUCUAUUGAGUGGACUGGCAUUGGUCAGCAUUUGCCAGGCAGCUACAACCAGGAGUUUUGCAACCAGCAAGCCACUGCCCACCUUUGAAAAUGAUGGCACAACACCUGCACUGGCGACGCCUACGAGUGUCACGCCUUCUCCCACAAAUAGAGACAUUACUUUAGGUCCCUGCAAGUGGGCCGUGGGCCGCAGUUGUCCCGAUCCGGAUGUCAAGUAUUAUAUCUACACGCGACACAAUGCAAUGGAUAGACAAUGCCUGCACAUCGAUGAUAGCCUGGAGAAGUCCAAUCUUACAGCCUCCUACUUCAAUCCCAGGCAUCCCACAAAGAUCAUCAUCCAUGGCUAUAACUCCGAUAUGUUUCUACAUCCCCUGCAGAAAAUGAGAGAUGAAUACCUCUCUAAAUCGGACUACAAUAUUAUCUAUGUGGAUUGGAGCGUCCUGUCGCCGGGUCCCUGCUACAUCAGUGCAGUGCACAAUACACGUCAUGCAGGGACGUGCACGGCCCAGCUGGUGGAGCGUCUGGUGGAGACGGGCAAUACGGACAUCCAUGUGAUUGGGUUCUCUCUCGGGGCACAGCUUCCCAACUAUAUAGCGAGGAAUCUAAGCUCGUUUGUGCUACCCAGAAUAACGGGCUUGGACCCGGCAAUGCCGCUGUUUAUUACCUCGGGAAAUGCGGAUAAACUGGAUCCGAGUGACGCCACAUAUGUGGAUGUGUAUCAUACGAAUGCCCUCGUGCAGGGAAAGCUGGAGAGAUGUGGUCACGCCGACUUCUAUAUGAAUGGUGGCAUCAUGCAGCCAGGCUGUAAUGGACAGAAGAUUAAUUCCUUUGCCUGCAGUCAUCAGCGUGCUCCUACCUACUUCCUGGAGUCCAUACGCUCAACCAAAGGAUUCUGGGGCUGGGCAUGCAGCGGAUAUAUCUCUUACCUGCUCGGAAUGUGUCCUCCCACGAAUUUCCUGCUGGAGGCUGGUGACAACAUUCGUUCCACCACUCGAGGAAUGUUCAUGAUCGACACCAACGACAGUUCUCCCUAUGCCCUGGGCAAGUGGACGGAUCUGCCAACGCUGGGUGCCAAGCAGCCGCAUAUGCGUGCUCCUUCCAAUCAUUUAAGGGCGCCGCCCAACCAGAGUGUGGAUCCUUUGCUGCAGCACAUCGAUCAGUUUGGCAAACUGGGCGCCAACUUCAACAACCUGGCCAUGUCGCCCAGUGGCCGAGAUCCCUAUGAGCACUGGACCAGCUUUAGUCCGGAGAACAAGGAAAUCGACAACGAUGAAUCCGUGGAGGAGCAGGAUUUGGUCGAAUUCAUUGAUCCAGACGAUCGCCAGCUGUCCACACAAUCUUCCCCAACCAUGGACUGGUGGGAUUAUCGAAGGAAUCUCACGUAUGGCUUUAUAGAAAAUAAUAUAUUUGCUCUGCCAAAGGUGAAGUAGCACCCGACCGGAUCGGAUUGAGCAGUUAAAUCCCACCCUUGCCCCUACAUUCCUUACUAAUAAUUAACGGAUGAAUUCUUCAUUGUGAGGGUGAUAUCCAACAAAUGCAAAUACAGUGCGUUUCAAAACUAUACGUACUAGGCGAAAAUUGUAACUAAAUUGCGGUUUAAUCAUGCAGCAUUAUGUAUAUUACGAAUAUAGACCUAUGCUUCGUAUUCCUGAGCCCUAGAACAGUACUGUUUUAAUAAAUAAAUUAGUUAAAUAAAUGAUACAGAUUUUGUAAAUAUUAUAAAAAUACAAUAAUUGGUUAAAAACGUAUAAUUUAGAGCUAAAUGUAGGUAGGUAAGUGGUACCAUUCGGGGAUUAAUAGAGACGAGACCAUCAUCUAUGGUGGCGGGCCUUAAUUACAUAUUUUAGUUGAAUACUUUAAUUGACAAUUUAAAAAUUCCUAAUUGCUGAAUUGAAAAGUGAUUUAGCUUGAUGAUUGAUUGGA
Messenger RNA from Drosophila obscura, 2422 nucleotides. RefSeq names its product phospholipase A1 member A. Lineage: Eukaryota; Metazoa; Arthropoda; Insecta; Diptera; Drosophilidae. The coding region runs from base 487 to 1929 and encodes 480 amino acids. The transcript is spliced from 5 exons. Gene Ontology annotation, biological process: lipid metabolic process. Gene Ontology annotation, molecular function: lipase activity. The record is from RefSeq and is a predicted model, not a curated record.